Chenopodium quinoa (quinoa) is the source of this 1818-nucleotide messenger RNA. RefSeq lists its product as uncharacterized. The transcript has a single exon. Gene Ontology annotation, molecular function: nucleic acid binding; zinc ion binding. NCBI's taxonomy places the organism in Eukaryota, Viridiplantae, Streptophyta, Magnoliopsida, Caryophyllales, Amaranthaceae. Bases 1 to 1818 code for a protein of 605 amino acids. The record is from RefSeq and is a predicted model, not a curated record.
AUGAAUUCCAUUGGUGAUGGAGGCUUCGCUCAAGGUCGAUCCGCAAAUCGCCCUCCUCUCUUUUGUGGCAACAACUUUGCUCAUUGGAGGUCGUUGAUGCAAAUGUUCGUGAUUGAUCAAGACCUUGAACUCUGGGAGAUUAUCAAGAAGGGUCCUAAAGUUCCUAUGAAGACCACUGAAAGUGGAGUAGCCGUUCCCAAGAAUGAUGAUGAGUUCAACCAAACGGAUCUUGAAAGCGUUGCAAAGAAUUACCGUGCCAUGAACUUAUUAUAUUGUGCACUGGAUGCAAACGAAUUCAAUCGUGUGUCUACAUGCAAAAGUGCCAAGGAGAUAUGGGACAAGCUCGUGGUCACAUAUGAAGGAACAAGCCAAGUCAAGGAGACCAAAAUCAGCAUUUUUCUUCGACAAUAUGAACUUUUUAAAAUGCUUUCCAAUGAAUCUAUUAAGGAAAUGUUUACUAGAUUCACUCAAAUUAUUAACAAUCUUGAUUCUCUUGGCAGGUCUUUCUCAAAUGAAGAAAAAGUGAGAAAGAUCCUUCGAUGUCUUCCAAAAGCAAAGUGGGGUCCUAAAGUUACAACAAUUGAAGAAGCUCAAGAUCUAAGAACCCUUCCUCUUGAUGAUCUGUUGGGAAAAUUAAUUACCCAUGAAAUGUCCUUUGAUGAAGAAGAUGGAGAGCCUGCCUCAUCCACAAAGGGGCUAGCUCUCAAAGCCAAGAAAGAAGAAGAAAUAGAGGAAGAUUCGGAUGAAGAUAAUGAUGAUGAAGACCCCUUUGCCCUUCUCUCAAGAAGUCUUACAAAAAUCCUCAAGAUGAAGAAGAAGUUCUCAAAAGAAAGAAAUCAUGGGAAAUCUGAUCGAUACAUCAAUCGCCAAGAAAAGCCUAAGGGAAAGACAUACAACAAACUCAAUACCUUGAAAUGCUAUGAAUGUGGUGAAGAAGAUCAUCUUGUACGAGAUUGUCCUCAAAGAAAGAAGUCUAAGCCCUACAAAAAGGAAUUCAAGAAGAAAGCUAUGGUGGCAUCUUGGAGCGAUUCUGACUCAAGUGAUUCAGACAAUGAUGAUCAAGCCAACCUAUGUUUAAUGGCAGAAAAAGACACUUCAAAGGAAGAACAUCUUCAGGUAAUUGUAAAUAACCUCAUGUCUAGUCCUUCAAAUAUUCUUUCUGAAUUCUUGCAUAAUAUGAUUAUCAAUGAGGAAAGCUUGAUUCAAGAGUCAAAAUUUUUGAAAGAAAAACUCAGUACGCAAGUUGAAACUACUGAGAGUUUAACCAAAGAAGUUUCUAUUUUAAAAGAAGCUUAUACAGCUCUCGAAAACAAGGUCAAAGUAUCUGAAACUCAGAUCAAGGCCUUGAAAAUUGAGAACAAUACUUUGAAACAAAAACUCACUUCUCUAAAUUAUUGUAAUUACAGUCUUGAAAAAGAAAAGAGAAGUCUUUUUGAAAAGUGUUCAAAUCAGCAAAGCCUUUUAAAUAAACCUUCAAAUUCUGAAAAUGAUUUUGACAAAAUGUUGGAUAAAGCUCGAGGAUCCAGAGACAAAACUGGACUUGGUUUUAAUAAAUAUCUUGACAAAAAGAAACCUACUGUUUUUGUUAAAGCCAAAGGAAGUUUUAAUGGUCCUACCUGUUUUUAUUGUUGCAAAAAAGGUCAUACCAAGCUUACCUGUCCUUUCAAAAGGAAAGAUCCUCAUAUUAUCAAAAAUUCAUUUCCUUAUUUUACUCGAGACCAAAUUAAGCAAAUCUGGGUAGUUAAGGGAACUAGACCACCAAACAUGGUUUAUACCGAAUAUGAUUCCAAAUUUGCAGUUUGGUCUAGAAAGGUUUGA